Molecule: messenger RNA, 582 nt
Organism: Balaenoptera ricei (Rice's whale)
Lineage: Eukaryota; Metazoa; Chordata; Mammalia; Artiodactyla; Balaenopteridae
Product: RNA polymerase II subunit A C-terminal domain phosphatase SSU72 like protein 3-like
Exons: 1
Coding region: 1-582 (193 amino acids)
Biological process (GO): termination of RNA polymerase II transcription
Cellular component (GO): nucleus; mRNA cleavage and polyadenylation specificity factor complex
Molecular function (GO): RNA polymerase II CTD heptapeptide repeat phosphatase activity
Source: RefSeq, a predicted model, not a curated record
AUGCCCUCCUCUCCGCUCAGGGUGGCUGUGGUCUGUAUGAGUAACAUGAACAGGAGCAUGGAAGCCCUCAGCAUCCUCAUGAAGAAAGGGUUCAGUGUCAAGUCUUUUGGAGCCGGAUCCUGUGUGAGGCUCCUAGGACGUGCAAGCAACCUCCCCGUGGUUUAUGAUUUUUCCACCACGUAUGAGCAGAUGUGCAAGGACCUUCUCCACAAAGAUGGAGAACGUUAUAGAAGCAAUGGAGUCUUACACAUCUUGGGAAGAAACGAGAGAAUCAAUCCUCACCCGGAAAGAUUUCAAGAGUGCAGGGAUCCCUUUGAUGUCAUCUUCACGUGUCAGGAGAGCAUCUAUGACAGGGUGGUGGCAGAUCUGUGUGCCCGAGAGCAGAACUGUCAGCCUGUGCACGUGAUCAACAUGGACAUACACGACACCCUGGAGGACGCCACUCUUGGAUCUCUGAUCAUCUGUGAGCUCUGCCAAGGUCUCCAGCAGGCGGAUGACAUGGAAAGCAGUCUGGCUGAGCUUCUCCUGGCAGCAGAGGGGAAAACAGGAAGGAGUUUUCUGCACACGGUCUGCUUCUACUGA